This is a messenger RNA of Cervus elaphus (red deer), 1648 nucleotides long. RefSeq names its product opsin 3 (gene OPN3). NCBI's taxonomy places the organism in Eukaryota, Metazoa, Chordata, Mammalia, Artiodactyla, Cervidae. The record is from RefSeq and is a predicted model, not a curated record.
AUGUCACAGUCAUCAGCGAUUGUAGUUCACCAAUGGAUUGUUUCCAUCAUCACCCUAACCAGGCUGGUGUAUGAGUGUUAUAUUUGCGUGAUCCAUGUCAGAAUGAUCCAUUUUCCCCAGGCCUGGAGGAGCAUUCCUUGCAUCUGGCUGUCCUCAAUAGUGUGGUCAGGAGCAUCUCUCCUGGGCUGGAACAACCACAUCCUGGACAUGCAUGGACCAGGCUGCACUGGAGACUGGCCAUCCAAGGACACCAGCCACUCGUCCUUUGUGCUUUUCUUGUUUCUUGGCUGCCAUGGUGUCAUUGCUCAUUGUCAAGGCCAUAUUCUCUUUUCCAUUCAAAAUCCCUCACCAGUCACCUCCCUCAUGGCAUGUAUCACCUUUGGCAGCAGUAUAUUUAUGUACUUGUCACCCUCACCGAAUAGUGAACUUCUCAAGAGGAGAGACCCGGUCUUAUUUAUUUCUACAUACAUGCAAUUAAGGGCCAAGCUUUUACUUAAUAUUCAACUUUAUUUUCUCCCUACCCAGUUUUAAAGAGCCCUCUUGCAGCUCUUACAUUUCUAACUGCUGAGAUGCCAGACACCAGCUAAAGAUAUAUCUGCAUUUGGGAGAGAAAUGUGUUUAAGAUCCAUUGUGAUGUCAAAGAAAGAAAGGGACAAGCCAAAGCAAAAAGUGACUUUUAACUCUUCUUCCAUCAUUUUUAUAACUAAUGAUGAAUCAUUAUCAGUGGGUAACAGUGACAGAACCAAUGGGUCAAAGGUUGAUGUGAUCCAGGUUUAUCCUUUACAGGAAUGAAUAACGGUAAUGAACAAUGGGACUUAAAUCAGACGCCAUUUAGACUAUCAUUAAAAGGACCAUUUUGGAAUUCCCCAUUCUGUGUAAUAUUAACAGAACUUCUGUGAUUCAGAAGGAAAUCUGAAUUGCUCUUGGACUCUUUGACCUCAGGGAGUAAUUGAGCAAGACAGAUUCUUUCAAUUCAGUGGUUGCUUUAUACAAUGGAAAAUCACUUGUGGCGCAAGCUUUGUAUCAGGCACCAUCAACUUCUAACAUGUCAGAAAUUUUCACUUCAUAUUUUUAAAUGACUGAAUUUUCCAAAGCACAUAAUGUAUUUCUCAAGAAAUUAAAAAAAAGACAUCCUUAGCAGUUAAAAUAACUUUGUUUCAUACACAUGUGUGAAAUAGCUAGAAAAUCUCGAAUUUUCUAGUAGUGUUGGGUCCUAUUUAGUGUCAUGUCAAAUGUUUGUUCAAUCAAAUUUAUCAAACAGACAAUUCUAGGAUGAAAAAGAAAAUCAAUUCCUUAAUUUUAUGUGAAACCAAAGACUGUUGCUGUAUGUGUAACAUGAUAAAGAGGAGCUUCAGCCAAAGUGUUGCUGAGCAAGCUCUAGAAGGUACCAUUGCAAAGCAACACACAAGGGCUUCACCGGUGGCUCAGAUGGUUAAAAGCAAUACACACACACAAAAAUGGUGAAUUUCAAGGUGAUCAAGAUUUAUAGCUAAUCAUACAUUAGCAAUGGAUGUACAUGGUGAAGCCGGUGUUGAUGGAAGAUAGAUGUCUCCAUCUAUUUUAUUUCAAAUAUGAACAUGGUAGGAUUAGUCUCUACUCCUAGUGAUUUCUCAUAAUUUUCCAAGAAUUCUAGAUUUAGGAAAAAAGU